Penicillium cataractarum is the source of this 306-nucleotide messenger RNA. RefSeq lists its product as uncharacterized. The transcript is spliced from 2 exons. Gene Ontology annotation, molecular function: DNA binding; protein dimerization activity. Bases 1 to 306 code for a protein of 101 amino acids. Lineage: Eukaryota; Fungi; Ascomycota; Eurotiomycetes; Eurotiales; Aspergillaceae. The record is from RefSeq and is a predicted model, not a curated record.
AUGGCUGCUAUAAAGCCAACCCGAUCUAAUUACCCCUCCUCAAAGAGAAAAUUGAUGCGCCAAAAACAAUGCCGUCGCAAAACAAGUUUAAUGAAAAAGGCAUGCGAAUAUAGUAAGAUGUGUGACGCGGAUGUAUGCGUGGGCAUUCGUUUCCGGGAGACGGGUCAGGUACAUAUUUUGUCCGCAGAUGCGUCCGGAUUUUGGGCAUUUCUUACUUCACAAUUAGGCUCCUAUUACCCAACACCAAGGUUGAUUACAGACCGAGACCUGGAGACAAAGGAAGGCACAACUGUCACUACUGCGUGA